AUGGAUUUUAUUGUCAUGGACAUGGAUGGUGAGAGUGAUGUUCCAUUGAUCCUAGGUAAACCAUUUUUAGCUACAUCUAGAGCUUUGAUAGAUGUUAGUAGCGGAAAGCUGGAACUUAGGGUAGAUGAUGAGAGCAUUACAUUUGAUUUGACUAAAUCCUUGAGACACCCAUAUGAGCACGAUGGUACUGUGUGUUCGAUUGAUGUUAUUGAUGAUAUUGUGGAGUCUCAAUUGUCAGGAGUAAAGAAGCCGAAGCCUUCUUUGGAGGAGCCGCCCAUUCUUGAGUUGAAAGAGUUGCCAGCGCACUUAAUGUAUGCCUACUUAGAUGAAGCAAAACGCUUACCGGUCAUUAUUUCCGCUCAUCUCACACCUGAGAAGAGGGAGAUGGUGCUGUGUAUUUUGAAAAGGUAUGCAAAGGCAUUUGCAUAUAAUACUGUUGAGAUACUAAGGAUAAACCCGAGUUACUGCCUUCAUAAGAUUUUAAUGGAGGAUGAGUUCAAACCGGUGGUGCAGCCACAAAGGUGGUUGAACCCUCAUAUGAAGGAGGUGGUUAAAAAGGAGGUGGUUCCUAAGAAAGGGGGCAUGACUGUGGUGAAAAAUGAAAAGGAGGAUCUGAUUGCUACACGAAUGAUUCCCAUAGCACUAGAAGACCAAGAUAAGAUGACAUUCACUUGUCCUUAUGGCACUUCUGCCUAUAGGAGGAUGUCGUUUGGCUUGUGUAAUGCGCCUGCAACCUUUCAGCGGUGUAUGAUGGCCAUUUUUCAUGAUAUGAUAGAGGAGUCGAUGGAGGUCUUCAUGGAUGAUUUCUCUGUAUUCGCUUUUGAGUUAUUAAAGGAAAAACUAACCAUGGCUCCCAUCAUGGUUUCUCUUGAUUGGGAGCUACCCUUUGAGCUUAUGUGCGAUGCUAGCGAUUUUGUAGUUGGAGCUAUUUUAGGCCAGCGCAGGGAGAAGAAGUUCCAACCUAUUUACUACGCUAGCAAGACGCUUACGGAUGCUCAAGAACACUAUACCACCACAGAGAAGGAUCUCCUAGCUGUCGUGUUCGCGUUUGAUAAAUUCUAUUCUUACCUUAUGCUGUCAAAGACAAUCGUUUACAUGGAUAAUUCUGCUUUAAGGUAUUUAUUUUCAAAGCAUGAUUCUAAGCCUAGAUUGAUUCGUUGGGUUCAUGUAUUGCAGGAAUUUGACUUGGAAAUUAAGGACAAACGAGGAGUUGAAAAUCUUGCAGCAGACCAUCUUUCUCGAUUGGAGAACCCGCAGUUGGAGGAGCUUAAUGAGCAAGCGAUCGAUGAAUUCUUUUCGGAUGAGCACUUAUGCUUAAUGCAGGUAACUAAUGCUAUUCCUUGGUUUUCUGAUUAUGCUAAUUAUUUGGCUGCAAGGGUACUCCCAAAGUGUAUGACGAGCUAG
Messenger RNA from Ricinus communis (castor bean), 1404 nucleotides. RefSeq lists its product as uncharacterized. The transcript is spliced from 5 exons. The coding region runs from base 1 to 1404 and encodes 467 amino acids. The record is from RefSeq and is a predicted model, not a curated record. NCBI's taxonomy places the organism in Eukaryota, Viridiplantae, Streptophyta, Magnoliopsida, Malpighiales, Euphorbiaceae.